AACCACAUUUUAACCCGGAAAAAAAUAACCUAGAUAGAACAGAAGCUGUCUCGAAACAGCUUCUAGGUACAGAGAAAGCGGUGGAAAUGGCUUCACGCCUGAGCCGAAUUUGGCCCACCCUGUCCCGGGUUCGUUUGAGCUCGGCGCUCGGGAGCCGCUGUGUGUCCCAGACGCCGAAGUCCAGCGCGUCCGGCGCGGCGGUUGCAUCUGAUCUGCAGCCCUUAUCUCCGGCUCAGGACAGUCAUGGACACACAGAGGUCAGCCCGUUUGACAAGAAUCCAGAUUUCCAUGGCUUCCAUCAUUCUGACCCGUUUGUGGAUGAAUGGAACAUGAGAUUGGCCUUUUUCUUUAGCAUUUCUGUGGUCAUUGUAAUCGGAGGCACUUUCGUCCACUAUUUACCAGAUCACGGGAUGAGGGGGUGGGCUCGCCGGGAAGCUGAAAGGUUGAUCAAACAGCGGGAAGCUGAAGGUCUUCCCCUCAUGACUGAAAACUAUUACGAUCCAAGCACGAUUGUUCUCCCAUCCUCUGAAGAGGACUAGACAACAUCUUGUCAAAAAUUAUCCUGUUCAUUUGUGUUGACUGUACAUUUGACUCUCCUCAACUUUAUCUUAAUAAAAACAAAGUUAUAAUAAAGCAGUAUGUGAUAUUUUCAAAUUGUGAUCAGUUGGUAUAUCUAAUGAUACUGUAGAAUUAACGGUUUGUUUGCAAACAUGGGUGUAAUAAUAAAGUUGAGUGUUAAUGUA
This is a messenger RNA of Pimephales promelas (fathead minnow), 743 nucleotides long. It is a transcript of the gene ndufb11, whose product is annotated as NADH:ubiquinone oxidoreductase subunit B11. Gene Ontology annotation, cellular component: respiratory chain complex I. NCBI's taxonomy places the organism in Eukaryota, Metazoa, Chordata, Actinopteri, Cypriniformes, Leuciscidae. The record is from RefSeq and is a predicted model, not a curated record.